AUGAAAAAUGGGCCACAAUUAUAUUAUGGACCCACUUUCAGGGAAGAACAACUUGAUUCUAAGUCAGAUGAUUCCAACAACGACGAUUUGCACAUUUUGAAAGAUGAAGAAUCCGUGGAUAACAUCAACUUCCCCGAGCUAUCAGUUGAAUCCAUAGCGUCUGAGGAAUUAAGAAACCCAGUUUUGAAUAAAAUCAGCGCUUGCGACACCAUAGACUCCCCAAUCAGACUAGAUACGGCUGAACAAAAACCAUACGGGUUUUCUUCACUCAAAACUGAAACAUUUGAUAAUAAUUUUAAGGAUAUACAUAGAUUGAAACGUAAACAUGAAUUAUUGGCCUUAUCUAAGAGGACAUUAUACAGCAAGUUGUAUACACCAAAGCUGGAAGCGUUACAGAGGCUUGUAGAGCCUGGGAAAUACUUAUUAAACAAUCAUUUUUACUACAAAGAUAAGAACUUAUCUACUAGUUCAUUUGCUAACUAUAAAAGAUGCCUUCCAAAUAGGUUGGAUUCAAAUAACUCAGAGAGUAUUACAAAAACGGAGGAUAUAGACCCUUUAUAUACAUUUGAUUCGAGGUCAGACACAGCAUUUGCAAGUUCUAACAGAAACUUCCCACCUGACUUCAACUCCAAUUUUGACUUCCUAGACUUUGACAAAUUUAGCAGAGAGUCAGGAGACGCAUCGCUUUGUGACACAGAAUCGUAUAAUAAGCCACAACUUGAUUCAUUUCCAGUUGAAACAUAUACUUUGAAUGAACAUUUGCCAAGGUCUGAAUAUAAAGAUAAUUAUAAAAGUAUCACAAAACGGCAAGAAUCUGUAGAAAAGUCGGAUGUAUCUGAUAAGCCAAAACAACAAGCCCCAAAUGUCUUAACCUUGAAAUCCUGUGAUGAAUACGUAAAUGGAAAGAAAAAGAAAAGAGUACAAAUACCAGUAAAUGCCUACAAAUCAACGUUAUCUGGUGAUGGAACAAUAGAUAAGUCACAUAAAAUCGUUUUAAAGUUUGUGUCACACGAUUCGGAAGAAUUUCAUUAUGAGCCGAAAAAUCUAUUAGAACUUAUAGAAGAAAGACUUGAAAGUAUAGCAAACUCAACAGAGUUAUACGGAGAUAAAAUAAUUAACCCUGAAUUCAUAAUUGACCAGCUAGAGUCACUUCGGCCGCCAAACAUGGAUAGAGAGUUGUUUUUAUUGCUAUGCCUUAAGCCAAUUGGCAUGGGAUAUAAUGAAUAUUUUAAAAAUUUUAGUGAAAAUGACUUUACAGAAGUGUUGAAUCAGCUGUACAGUUUUAAUUUACUAAACACUAACGCCAUGGGAUAUGUACUCGACGCAGAAUAUGAAAUACUUAAAGAGUUCAAUAGACUGGGAAGAAUUCAUCAAAAGUUGAUUAACGAGGAUAUGAUAUACUCAAAGAUCUUGGCAACGAUGCAAGAAAACUUCAUGUCGCAAGCAGAAGAUCUCCUAAAGACAACCAGGCAGGAUUUGAGAUUGGAAGUAGGCUACUCUCACCUCAGGUGGGGAAGAAUCAAAAACGUGCUGUCCUGGAAACCAGGUGACCCAAUACUAAGAGAGAAGGGAUUCGUACAGGAUAUGGCCUCAACCAUGAAGAUGAAAACAUUGCAAAGGAUGGAGCAAGCUUUUGGAACACAAAGUGCGUCAUCCGCUUAUUCUCCAAGCUCACAAUUACCGGCGAAUGAAGCACACUAUAUCUACUACAUCAAGACAUUGCAAAGCCUGGAAGAGACGGAACAAGAAAUGUUACAGUUACAGGUGUCUAGAGACAGAAUGCAAACACUAUCUGAGUUCUCAGUGAUUGGGCCAUACCACAAGCCAGAGAAUUCACUUCCGUGGAAGUGCAUAGGACUCUCGUGUAAUUCAGUAGUCUGGAAGAUGUAUAAUAUUGUCGAGUGCACGCCUAUAGUGUACAAAUUCAGAACAUUGAACGACGUGACCCCUGAAGUCACAACAAAAAUCGAAUGUUUGUACAACUCGGUUUUGGACAAAUUGAAAGAUUUAAAACUAAAAUUGCCAAAGAGGAGUCAAAUUAUAUUCUCAAACUCAGUAAAAGUGCAUAACAACUGUGUGGUUGAGCAAAUCCAGUUCAUUAAACAUUCGCCAUUCUCACUCUUGCUGGAAAAGUCAUCACAGUUUAAUUCGUCGGAGAGGUUAAGGCAAACCCAGGUGGUAAUCAGAGAGGUUGUAAGAAUGGUUAAUUACAUGAAGGACCUUAAAUUCAUUCUUCCACUAAAGUCAAGUAGAAUUUACUUCAAUAAUGGAGGAGUUAUACUAUCAGGAGGAGUACCGCUGUCACUUCUCGGAAGUGAGGGGGUAUCACUGCUUAAAAAACAUUCUGUUCAAACAAUCGCAACGCUUCUUUGGGGGAAGAACAUUGAAUGGUACCUACCGCCAGAGUCUGAAGGGGACCCAUCCUAUACCCAGGAUCCAUUAAUGGUUUCUAAAGCGCACACUUGGAUGAUAGGGAAACUGUUAUAUGAAUCAAUUUGCCUGUCAACAACAAAUAAACACGAGUUGGACUAUUCUAAGAUUGAAUUGUGCGAACAUGAAGAUACUAGAGAGUUUAUGAAGACAUGCCUGGAACAGAAUCCAGACGAUAGACCAACAAUAGAGGCUUUAAUGACAAUGCCUUACUUAAAGAAGGUUAAAUUGAACUACGGAACUUUCGUUCCGAUGGACGUACCGAAGGUCAGAUGCGCAGUGGAAUUCCUAGGUGAUAUAGAGACGAUAGUGCUGAAUAAAAUGAGGAAAACAGAAAAGGGAGUGGCGGACUACGAACAAUACGACGAAGGCGAAAUUAAGUUUGUAGAAAGCAACGAUGAAAAUCUUGUUCUCCUCAACAGUAACGAUAAAUACUUUUAUCACAAGAAUCUUUUAAACCUUUAA
Theileria parva strain Muguga is the source of this 2895-nucleotide messenger RNA. RefSeq lists its product as uncharacterized. Lineage: Eukaryota; Apicomplexa; Aconoidasida; Piroplasmida; Theileriidae. The coding region runs from base 1 to 2895 and encodes 964 amino acids. The record is from RefSeq and is a predicted model, not a curated record. The transcript is spliced from 9 exons.